CGAAAGUGACGCUAAAGACCCUCCGCGUUCGCACUCCUCGUGCCUCCCCGAAACUCGUAGACCAUGAUCAAGUUCGUGCUGAUGGUGAACAAGCAAGGCCAGACGCGGCUGGCUCAGUACUACGACUUCCUGUCCAUCCAGGAGCGUGUGGCGCUCGAGGCGGAGAUCAUCCGCAAGUGUCUGGGUCGUAAUGAGACGCAGUGCUCGUUCGUGGAGUACCGCGGAUACAAGGUCAUUUACCGAAGAUACGCGUCUCUCUUCUUCAUUGUGGGCGUCAAGGACGACGACUCGGAGAACGAACUGGGCAUUCUGGAGUUUAUCCACGCGCUUGUGGAGACCAUGGACAAGUACUUCGAGAGUGUGUGUGAGCUUGACAUCAUGUUUAACUUGGAGAAGGCGCACUUUAUUCUGGAUGAGAUGGUCAUGAAUGGGUACAUUGUGGAGACGAAUAAGAUCUCCAUCCUUAAACCCAUCCACCUGAUGGAGAAGGCUUCGUAGGCGACCUCCUCCAUAUUAUGUUGAACUGGGUCGCAGCACUGAUUUUUUUUAGUCGUCUGCGCACCGUUUACUCUUACUCACGCGGCGAGGGUAAGCCUUGCAUGAAUACAUGUGGUUCAGCACGUCA
This is a messenger RNA of Phytophthora infestans T30-4, 625 nucleotides long. Its product is annotated as AP-4 complex subunit sigma, putative. NCBI's taxonomy places the organism in Eukaryota, Oomycota, Peronosporomycetes, Peronosporales, Peronosporaceae. Gene Ontology annotation, biological process: protein transport; vesicle-mediated transport. The transcript is spliced from 5 exons. Bases 64 to 498 code for a protein of 144 amino acids. The record is from RefSeq and is a predicted model, not a curated record. Gene Ontology annotation, cellular component: intracellular membrane-bounded organelle.